AUGCUCCCACAAUCCGAUGCUGCACCCAUCAUCACAAUCAUAUGUAUACUCCCAAUCCUCCUCAUCCUCAACCUUAAAACACACCGACAAAGACACCCACGUGGCUGCCGCAGACUAGGCCUGUCCCCAGGAAAAAGCAACCUCCACGACGAAUACCACCCUAAAUACACCCAGGGGGUUCCAGAAACCCACCACGACGCCAACGGCAAGCCCUCAUGGCGCAUCAAAGCCCUAUUCACAUAUCCAAUCAAGAGCUGUGCUGGUGUCGAGCUGGAUGUAUCUGAUGUCGUCCCUACGGGAUUGAAGUAUGACCGGCAGUUCUGUUUUGCUGAGUAUGUUGUGCCUAAACAGCAGGAUACUGAACCGCAUUGGACGGCGAGGACGCUUCGUGAUAAGCGCUUUGAGCGGAUGGCGUUGCUUAGGACGGAGAUUUGGGUGCCUGAUUCUUCGGCUGCAGAUUAUGCGCCGGAUUUGGAUGAGGUGAAAUCUGAAGGCGUGAUGGUUGUUUCCUACCCGCGGACGUUCGCUGGUGCCACAUCUUUCCUAGGGAAGCUCGGGAUAGCACUGGGCAUUAUAUCCAAAGAACGAUCCUUCCAGGUUCCCCUCUCGCCACCCCCAGACAACCUCCCAUCCUACCCCUGCAAACCCGUUAGAAUCUGGAAAGAUUCCCCCAUAGCCUACAACUACGCAAUCCACAUCCCUCCCUCCCUGCACACGUACCUAGCCUCAGACACGCUAACCCUCUUCCGCGCAAACCCCUCUCACCAUCGCGAAAUCUUCCGCUGCGCACCACCAAAGGAAACACUAGGCUUCCAAACUGUCACCGAUUUCGCAGAUGCCUACCCAAUCCACCUCCUCACCCUAUCCAGCGUGCGCGACGUAGCUUCGCGCUGUGUGGCUGAUAUUCCGCGUCUGAGCAUCCGGCGCUUCCGCGCGAAUAUAAUCGUCCAGGGUCCUGCGGCGUUUGAGGAAGAUCAAUGGAAGAAGAUUGUUAUCGGUGGUGUCGGGGAAGGGGUUGAGGUUCAUACCGUUUGUCGGACGGUGAGGUGUCGGCUGCCGAAUGUUGAUCCGGAUACUGGGUUGAGGCAUCCUUGUGAGCCGGAUCGGACGCUGCGCGGGUAUCGGAGGAUUGAUCCGGGGUGUUUGGCGUAUGCUUGUUUGGGGAUGCAGCUUGUUCCGGCUGUGGAGAGAUUUAGGGUAUCAGUGGAUGAUCCAAUUUCUGUGCUGGAGAUAGGGGAGCAUUUUUAUAUUAAGAUGUUGGCUGCUGGGGAGAAGAUCCCAGGGGAAUAG
Aspergillus chevalieri is the source of this 1290-nucleotide messenger RNA. Its product is annotated as MOSC domain protein. Bases 1 to 1290 code for a protein of 429 amino acids. Gene Ontology annotation, molecular function: molybdenum ion binding; pyridoxal phosphate binding; catalytic activity. Lineage: Eukaryota; Fungi; Ascomycota; Eurotiomycetes; Eurotiales; Aspergillaceae. The record is from RefSeq and is a predicted model, not a curated record. The transcript is spliced from 2 exons.